AUGUAUGGGGACAACAUUAUCACUGAAGGUGGAGUGCGUCAGUGGGUCAUAAGAUUUAAAAAUGGCCGAACCAAUGUUCACGACGAAGAUCGAAGUGGGAGACCCAGCAUAGUGAACGCCGAACUUCUCGAAAAAGUCGAUGCUAAAGUCCGGGAAAAUCGAAAUUUCACAAUAACGGAACUUUCUUUAAGUUUUCCACAAAUUUCGCGAAGUUUGGUGCACGAAAUCAUCAGCGAAAAGCUUGGUUACCACAAGUUUUGUGCAAGAUGGAUUCCAAAAAUCUUGACAGAGGACCACAAAAAUCAGCGAAUGGCUGCAGCGUUGAACUUUUUGGACGCUUACCAUAAGGAUGGUGAUUUUUACUCGAUCGCAUCGUUACUGGUGACGAAACAUGGGUGA
Molecule: messenger RNA, 399 nt
Organism: Uloborus diversus
Lineage: Eukaryota; Metazoa; Arthropoda; Arachnida; Araneae; Uloboridae
Product: protein GVQW3-like
Exons: 1
Coding region: 1-399 (132 amino acids)
Source: RefSeq, a predicted model, not a curated record